Cydia amplana is the source of this 5483-nucleotide messenger RNA. RefSeq lists its product as uncharacterized. Gene Ontology annotation, biological process: regulation of transcription by RNA polymerase II. The coding region runs from base 278 to 1861 and encodes 527 amino acids. Gene Ontology annotation, molecular function: DNA binding; protein binding. NCBI's taxonomy places the organism in Eukaryota, Metazoa, Arthropoda, Insecta, Lepidoptera, Tortricidae. The record is from RefSeq and is a predicted model, not a curated record. Gene Ontology annotation, cellular component: nucleus. The transcript is spliced from 8 exons.
GCGCGAUAUUCUUACUGUUCUGAUAAGAUGUAUCGAAUCUGUUUAGUGUGUAUCGGAACGUUAAAGUGAAUGUACUCAGCUAGGUACUCAAAUGACAAAUUAAAAAGUUUUAUUUUUCUUAUAUUGGUACGAGAUUUUAUUGAUUGUUUUCUUUCAUAAGAUUUUCGGGCAGACGGCGACUGAAAUUGCAAGUUACUGUGAUAUAUUUAUUUUCAAUAUUUUACAAUUCUUAUAAAAGAAUUAAAUGAGCAGGGAUAGCGAGUUAUGUCUAUAAGUAAUGGAAGGUACAGAACUGGGUGGCGACCAGCAAUUCUGUUUGAGAUGGAACAAUUUUCAAGCAAAUAUAACUUCUCAAUUCGAGGCGCUGCGCGAUGAUGAGGACUUCGUGGAUGUCACCCUGGCGUGCGAGGGACACAGGCUGGAGGCCCACAAAGUGGUUCUUUCGGCCUGUAGUCCUUAUUUCAAGGAAUUAUUUAAAAACAACCCAUGUCCGCACCCCAUAAUAUUCAUGCGCGACUGCGAAGUAUCGCACGUUCGUGCGCUGCUGCAGUUCAUGUACGCGGGGCAGGUCAACAUCGCUCAGGCGCAACUGACAGCGUUCCUCCGCACUGCUGACGCGUUGCAGAUCCGUGGGCUGACCGACUGCUCGCAGCACAACGACAAGAAAGUGAAUCGAAAGUCUCCUCCUUCCCAACUCCGUAAUUUGCUCAGCGCCAAGCCGUCACAGUCUACCUCCUCCUCCAAAGCCGCAAGCCAAACCGUCGACGCGUCCGACGACCCUGACAAGGCCGCCAGUCGCCGCUCCACCAUCAAUUCUCCCGAUGCUGCCAGAAACAAUCUCACUGAUGAAACUCCUUCCCAAACGUCUAGUCAAAUGAGGCCUAAUAAUGAUGACUAUAACGAAUGCACCUACCCGACCAUACGGGUGAAAACUGAUCUCGAAGCUACCGACGUCAAGACCGAGGAGAACGACAUUCUCAUGGACCCGGGGGGCUCGGACCGACCCGACGUAAAGUGUCAAGAUUUCAACGCGUCCGAUCUUUUAGAACCAAAAAUGGAAGUCAUGGAACAGGAGGCCAGCGACGAGGAGCGCUCCAGUUUCCCGCAGAUUUACUACAACGAGAACAACACACUCGCGAACCCCUUCGCGGCCCUGCAAGGAAACAUGGAUCUCAUGAGCGGAAUGAACGCCGACGUCCGGGAAGACAGCGCGGAAGCGGGGCGGUGGGACGGGCGACGCAACCGGCCGGUGCCGGACGCGGUGUGGCUCGAGCAGCAUCGGCGCGCGCUGCCCUUCGUGCUCAAGCGAGAGAACGAACGAGGCGCUGCCGCACCACGGCUGAUAAAACUCGGCGAGGGCGUUGAGAUUCGCGAGGAGCUGCUCCGGGGGGUGAAGUGGGGGGAUUACAGGAAGGUGACGCGGGGGUUAGCCGCGGCGCUGUUCUCGCCCAUAGAGCUGGCUACGUGCUCCGUGACGGGGCAGCGCUGGUCGCGUGCGGGUCAGGAGUCCCGGCCCACGAAGCCGCCGCUCGACCGCCGCCGCGUGCACGCGCUCAUAUCCUACGUGAGCCGACACUUCCCCGACGUGGAGGUGUCCCGCAUAAAGCAGGUGCUCGCGUACAAGUGCAAGGAGAACUGCGCCGCGCUUAGGAUGAGAACUGCGAGCGAGUCCACCAACUUCAUGCUGACGGCGGCCGCGCGGCCCCCUCCCUGCGAGCUCGAUGCGCCCGCCACGCGCGUCUACCCCCACUAUGAGUCGUCGAAGAGCCCGGGGCUGGGCGAGUGCUCGCGCUCGGGCGCGGCGCCGCCGUGUCCGGCGCCGUGCCCGGAGCCGCCGCGGGAGCCCGACGCGGCGCAGUGAUGCCCCGAUACCGUUGCAUAUCAAUUUCAUAAUCUUGUUGUUUUUUACCAAAAAUGAGAAAUUCUAACGAUACUCGUCGCUCGCCUCAGCCGCGACCCGGCCCCGCCCGCUCGGGACAGAUGUAUUUAUUGGGAAGCGCGGAACGGAGAGCGGGCGGGGAUAUUCAUAUUUAUUUAGGUGAUAUUUUUCUAUUGGCUACUGAUAAGAUUUUAUCUGUCGUUAUGUCGCCGGCCGCGCCGGGGUGCAUUGUCGUUGUAAGGAGGGUUUGCCCGAAGCUCUAGCAAUAAUUUAUCAGGUUCCUAAGAAGUUUCGUAGUUAGGUUCUAUGCACGAAUUUUCGCGAACACUGCCGCUUGAUAUCUAAAUUUGUUUCACGGAUAUUAGUCGUUCGAUUGCUUCCUUUGUUUUAUAUUUAAAGAGUCAUUUUUUCAUCGUUACGUUAAAAUUUGUAUAUGAGGCAUUUAAGUGCUGUACGAGGGACCGUUGCAAUUGCAAAGUAAAUAUAUAAAAUGGCAUAAUGUUUAGAACUAACAUAGAUAUAUUAUAGUCAUUUCGUUUUAUAGGUGUAAAUGAUAAAGAAUUUAUUUUGGAGCGUAAACGGUUUGGAUAUUGUAAAGUUUUCGGAGAGCUGUGAUCGAGACGGAUAUAAAGCAGUCAUAUUUUUAAAUAAAGUUUAGGAAUUACUACGUAAUUAUUGCCAGGUAUACAGCAUAUUGUAUGAGGCGAGGUGUACAUAGGACGCGGGGCCGCGUCGCCUCCGCGUGUCGUGUCGGAUCCGUGCCGGGACCGUGCCGAAGCCGCGCCGGACACGUGGCGGCGACGCGAGCCUCGCUCUCGCGCACGGUCGUGUUUUUAAUAUAAUCAUAUCAAAAAAAGCAAUAACUAUUAUUUGAUAGAAACGAAUUUUUAAUUUAUAAAAUACUGUUUUAACCAAGUUGUUAUAAAAGUAGCUAGUAAAUUAAUUAAAAAGUCUCUUUAAAAGUCCACAGUCGUUUUAGAGUUCUUUUGAACGAUGAGUAAUGUAAUUACGUCUCACGUUUCGAAUAUCAUAUCAUUUUGUAACGUGUUAGUUUGGGACGUUUCGUGCGAACGCAGUUCGAGUCGCGAGAACGGUAAGUUACAGUUACCACGGUAGACUAGUGUAGUCCGCGCAACUAGUUACACUUACCGACUAGUAGGUAUGUUACGAAGCCAAUUGAAAGUCUUUAUGCUCAAUGUUGCCAAAUUUUACUUGCCGAACGUCUUGUCUGAUAUGAUGAUGAUUCGUCAGUCGCCCGCCUUUACGGCACCAGAUUUGCUCAAUAGUACGGAGUCCUUUGUUACACUUUCAUGAGUUAGAAGUUUUGGCCGGAAAAAUAUCAUUAGAAAUUUAAAUUGAAAGAAAAUUUGAUAGUAACUUAAAUAAGACAAGUUAGAUUUUAUUAAGAGUAUUUGCAAGUAUAAAUACUUCGUUGCGUAUGAUCGAGUCGAGAUGCAAUAUGUUUAUUUAGUGCCAAAUGAUAAGUUAACUCGUAGCAAUAUGUCGUAUCUUAAUGCUCUUGUGUAAUUCGCGUAGUGCGUCGACCUCUGAGGUUUCGAAAGUUUCUUUAACAAGACUAUACAGGGAAAGUGUUAGGUAUUGUUGGAUUAAGGGAUGUUGUUGAGAUAUAAUACUCAUGCGGCAGGGUGUAAAAAUAAACGUACUCUAUUACCGAUCGGAUGCAUUCGCUCUCGGCUGCUGAUUGACACGAUGUGAUCGAGCCUCGCUCUAAGCGUUAAGCUCUAAACCUAGUCUAGUUUUGAUACUAAAAUAAUAUGAAAUAAAAUAUAAUCAAUCGCCAAACCUCGAAGGUAAGGCUCCACUCUUUUACAGGGUUAGUUAUUGUCUGACGUACGCCCUUCGCUAACAUACUCUUAUUUUUACACUCUGUUUUAAUAUUGGUGAUGGUGGAGAGCAAGGAACAAGAGAAUUUAUUUACUCAAAUAAGUUUUAUUAUUUAUAUUUAAACUAAAUUGUAAUGAAUAUACAUUUUUUUGCAUUUUAUUAUUGUAAUGGCAGCUGUCCAUGUAACGUAAUCGAUCAAAACAGCUGAAUCGCGUAGGGUUUCAUAAAUAUAUUUUAAAACGAUACAUCGAACAUGACACAUUGGGCACAAAUAUUGUUAAAAAUAUGCUUGUUUUCUUAAACGCUUCGCUAUCUAAUAAUGGAUAAUCGAAAUCUUUGUUGUAAUAAUGUUCCUGGUUCUAGUGUCUAUAAUUGGAGUCACUUUGUGGAACCCUUUUGUUAGAUACGUACUCUAAAUACGUACGUUGCCAAUUUUGUCUAAGUAAUAAUCAUGUGCGCGUGUUGAAGUGACGCGAGAGAACAACAUCGAAACCGCCGCGUCGCCCGCGCGUCCUUGACGUGUCGUCAACGUGUCGCCAACGUGGCGCUCGCAGGUCGCGGGUGCGCGGUGUUGUGCCAAAAUUAAGUGCUAGUCUUUUAAAACAAAUGUUGUUAUCAAUUUUCAGAUUUUAUUUAGUCCAGAAUAUGUUUAUUCCUGUGCUGUGAAAGUAAUCUUCGAUCAAAUCAACACUAAAUGGUGGUGUAGUAGUGAUGCACGAUGUAGCUGUUUCGAACAAUUUUAGCUAGAUUCUUGCCUUUCAAACCUUUAAUCUUUUAUCGUUUUUAUUCGAGUUUACAUCUUAGUCUUGUUAUAGUAUAAUUUUAUCGAGUCAGCUACAUUGUGAUCAACUUUUAAGUUUUAAUGGAUAAUGGUUGACUAUUGCCGACAGCGAGCGAGCUAGAUGGACUUACGCUUGUAGAGGCAAGGGCCUAUUCGCGCUGCCGGAGGCAAACUCAACGAUGGAUCUCAACAUACCUAUGCCAAUGAAUACACUAGGUACCUCCUUUAUUUUUGAGGCUAACAUCAUAUUCGGCGAUUAGGACCUUUAACACCAUUGAGCUCACUCGCUGUGGCCAUAAGAUGAUGUGAUGAUAAAGUGUCAUUAUAAGUCAUUAAAUGUAUGGAGUGGGCCUUUGGAAAGCCGUGUUGGUUUGUUACUACAUUUAUAGUAAAUAUUUACUAAAGUGCACAUAAUUGUUUAGCUACGAGCUUGUGCAAGUUUAUUCCAAAUUGUUUAUAGAUAAAUCUUUGAUUAUUUCCAAAUUUUUAUAUUAAUAUUUUUGUAAUCGUAAAAGACAAAGGCAACUUAAAUCCUAUUUAUGUUGUGCAUUUAUUCUCAAAUGUUAUUACGUACCACAUACUCGUGACUAAUGUAUUGUCAGAACAGGAGCGAAGAAUAUUAUACAGUAAUUAUUCUGUAUUGCUAAUAUUGUGAGUCAAUUCUAGUAAUGUUAAUGUUCCCUUUUGUUUAGAGUUAUUUACUAUAAUAAACAAAUUAAUUAAGAUUGCUCAACCGGACGCAAUGCUAACUGCAAUUUAGAUGUACGAAUAAUUUUAUAUUAUGUCCUUUUAUAUUAUCAUUUAUAUCUGAUAUUUUAUCAGUUUUAUUAUUUUGUGAGAUAUGGCAGCGCAUGUUAGUCUAUGUUUAUUCUUUAAGAGAGGCCAAAUGUUGACUUGCUAAUGUGAGACUGUUUUGCCAAGAAUCAGAAAGUAUAUUAUUACCUACAUUGUUUUAAAAUAAAUGCUUUUAUAUAAAUA